Molecule: messenger RNA, 3365 nt
Organism: Linum trigynum
Lineage: Eukaryota; Viridiplantae; Streptophyta; Magnoliopsida; Malpighiales; Linaceae
Source: the annotation of a GenBank genome assembly
UAGUUAUAUGCCGGCCCAAUCAGUGACACAUUUUUGGUCGUUGUUAAUUUUCAAUAGGAGUAGGCUAUUAUUUCUCUUUUUCUAUAUUUAUUAUGAAUAUUUAUUGUUUGAGAUUGGUUUGAUUGUCAGGUUGCCAUAUUUAGUUUAAGUGUGGCUAGAAGCAACGAUCAUGAAAAACAGUAAGAGUUCUAUCUUCAUCACUAUUUUCAAGAUCAUAUUCACCAUCAUCUGCUCUUUUAUUGGCCUAUUGUUUUCAACAUCAUAAUUUGUACAUAACUUUUCAUUUAUUUUUCCUUUCGUGCAUCUAUAUGUUGGCCAAUUGUUGUGAGCAUCUAAUAUUUUUUGUCUAGUAAAAAAAUUUCACGCACGUUAUUUAAAUUAUCAAAAUUAUCAUAUGUAAUGAUCGAAUCAGAGAUAUUUCAUAUUAUUUAUUAUUUGAUGAAUGUAUAACUCAACAAACUUACAUUUUGGUGGUAGUAGACUGUUCAAUAGAUGAUAGAUUUGUCUUUCGAUUGAUAUGUAUAACCCUUGCCCACUAUUGAAAUAAUGAUGCAUCAUGUCACUGAUAUAAUUAAAGUCAAACAAUAUCAUUGUAGAUCCUUAUGAAAAAUAGUAUGCAACUUCGAUUCCUCACACUAACAAAACCCUUAGGAAUUGAGGUGAUCGACCUUGUCACCUAUAGGACUGAACUCUACAAUAGCAUUAUAGAUCAUUAUGCACAUCUAAACCUCACCAUUUUAUCAUAUGUAAUGAUAAAAUGAAGUUAUUUUGUUGUUUGAAAUAAAAGUGACAUGUAAAGUUUCACCACUAACAUAUGUGAACUUUGGCAGUUGCUCCCUCCUCUUUCGGAUUAUAUAGAUUAUAGAAGCAGCAAAUAAAGGCUUCUCAUCAUAUAUAAUAAUGGGAAGAUAUAUAGGUCGGUAACUCUUUGUCUUAAGUGGAUCGUCUAGCUCAUAACAGGCAGCAAAGUAAUCUGAGAACCGGUAGAGGCAUCAACGAGGUUUACAAGAUUGUUGUGGCUUUCCUCUCCUAUGCAUAUAUAUAUAUAUACACACAAAUCCAUGUUGUAGUUAAACCGUCGUUUUCAAAAGUUUGGCAAGGGUGGAAAAGCAAGGAGGUGAAGAAGCUCCACGAGAAGGAGACGAAGAUUUCUGGGUCAAUUUUUUGCCAUUUUCCGAAAUUUUCUUUAAUUUGAUUGGAAAUUUUACUUAUUUUUAAUAAUGAUCUCAUAUAUGGCAGUUGGCACAUAAGGGGAACACACCUAAUUCAUUGAUAAUGCUGCUAUUCCGAUGCAUUGGAAUUCCGGCACAGAAGUAGUUUUGUGCAAGAUACGUAUGUCUAUGCUGUUAUUCUGAUCAAUAACCUAACAUCAUGCCUACGCUUCUAUUAUCUCGCCAAAUUAUUUUUUGAUGAAGAUGAGAAUGCUGUCUGUCCAACUACUAAGAUAUAAUAUUGCAACAACAAAAUUCAUCCAUCUCACAACAUUAUAAAGCUAGGUAGCCCACUUCACUCAGAACACAUCUUAGCUAGCUAAUAGCGAGAGAGAGAGAGAGAGAGAGAGAGAGAGAGAGAGAGAGAGAGAGAGAUGGCCAUGCAGGUUGGUCGCUUGGAUGCUCGAAUGGGCACAUUGCUGAUUUCGUCGCUGGUUCUGACAAUGAUCAACGUAGGCUUCCACGGCAGUGUUAUCAUCACUGCUGAAGCUGCCCUCGAUCCACUGUGCGGUGCCUCCAGCGAGUGGUUUUGUAGUCCGACCGACUUAGAUAUCCCAAACGCGCAGGAUCCAUUAUUACAAAAACUCAGAGUCAUAAGAGAGUGCGAUUUGGCCAACUACAGAUAUGUUCCUCUAGUCGCCUACGUACAUACUUCUUGUGCUCAUGGUCACACCUGCGAUGAUUGCUUAAGGAGAGCGACUCAAAUAAUGCGCGAGAAUUGCCCGGGCAAAAAUGGAGCUCAGUACGGGAACGAAGAGUGUUGUGUUAGAUAUGAGAUGUACAAGUUUUGUUGAGGACCGGAGUAAAUCGUUACCCGCUGGCCAGGGUUUCUGUUAAUCAAUGCUCCUUUUCGAUUGACUUUCUUGGUCGAAGGAAGCUUCACAUUCGCUACAUGGGGCGAUCUUGGAGGGGCACUUUUUUCCUUUGUUUUUUUUUUUGGGUUCUUUCUAUCUGUAUCAUGUCUUUUUCUCCGCGUUUUAGUUAGAGUCGUGUAUUUUGCUCCUUGGAGCUUCUUCAGAGCUCUCCAUGUAGUGGUAUAUCGUGCUCUUUCAUUGUAGCUCGGCUGCAUACAAACUACGGAUUGUAAGGAGAGUCAGCUGUGUACCUGAGUCGUUGCUGUAUCUUUUUGGGCUUCCCUUGGUUAAAAGAAAUAAUAAAACGAAGCCUCCUUAUCGAUAUUAUGUAACAGGCAAAGAGAUACAUCAUAAAUAAAACUACGAGUUAUUAAUACGGAUGAGUUGUUUUAAUAUUUUUAAUUAUACUUAUUUUUAAUGGUGGAUGUUGAAUCGAUAGAAGAGGCCGCGAUAGGUGAUAUUUUCUUUUUUUGAUAAUGGUGACGAUUGUAUUAGGAGGAAAGAAAUAAAAGGGAAGGGAUCAAGAGCAUUAAUCCCAAAAACCCAAAGUCCAAACAUGAAGCAAAUGUAGCAAGAAAACAAAGAAACAUGACGGAAACCCAAAUCGCAGGGCAGGAAAACAGAAAAGCACAGGAGCACUAGAUGGAGCAGACCACCCCUGAGCUCAAAACAACGAGAAGGAACAAACAACUCAAAUUACAAGAUCCCAACGUAGUUCCACCACGCACAGGGAAACAAUCUCAGCAGGCCGACCCUCCGGGUAAGGGAAACCAAACAGCACCCACCAAGGAAGAAGCAAAGACCUCCUAGACACAGUCACAACACCUCCAAAGGCAAGCCUUGGCGCAGAGGUCUCAACCAUUAACUCCACUAGCAUCAAUUUUUCCAUUGACAGCCAGCCACUCGAAGACUGUUCUGGAAAUUCUUGUUGAGAUCACGUUCGUAGGCAGACACAGGUCUUGGAAAGUUCUUCGAUUUCGUUCUAACCAUAUUUGCCACCAAGUAGCAUGGAGGGUGCAGUAGCAAACCCAACCAUUCGCGUCGUCCGGGAUAUCGCAAUUCCAUCUAUGAAUAGUGCCGAGGAUGUCGCUAUUGGGAGGAGUGAUGCCACUGCAAGAUUUGGCAUUCUCAAAUCAAACCUUCUUGGCAAAGUCGCAAUCCACGAACAAGUGGUCUACCGUCUCUUCAAACCUGCCGCACAAAACACAUCUAUUUGUAAUAGACCACCCCUUCCUCUGCAGGUUAUCCAAAGUCAGCAAUUUCUUGUGAGCCACCAGCCAGAUAAAGCUGCAAAUCUUGG